Messenger RNA from Protopterus annectens (West African lungfish), 5152 nucleotides. Its product is annotated as zinc finger protein 808-like. The transcript is spliced from 7 exons. The record is from RefSeq and is a predicted model, not a curated record. The coding region runs from base 114 to 5069 and encodes 1651 amino acids. Gene Ontology annotation, biological process: negative regulation of transcription by RNA polymerase II. NCBI's taxonomy places the organism in Eukaryota, Metazoa, Chordata, Ceratodontiformes, Protopteridae. Gene Ontology annotation, molecular function: DNA-binding transcription repressor activity, RNA polymerase II-specific.
UCCUUGAGAUAUAUUUGGCUGAUGUGUUGAAAACUACAGAAAUACUUUAUUUCUGUGGUGCUCAGACCUUCCAGGCAGUUGUUGUUUGAUUUCCCUGAACACUUUGGAGCAACAUGAAUUUGGAGGUGCCAGAAAGCUUUGAGGAUGUCGCUAUUGAGUUUUCAAAAGAGGAGUGGAAGAUGUUGACCAAACAACAAAAAGAGCUGUACAAGGAAGUGAUGGUACAGAACUAUGAGAACAUGAUUUCACUAGGUUAUGACAUCCCAUUGGACCAUCUUUGGUUAAAUAUUAUGAAACAUGAAACAUCAACUGACACUGAAGGAGAAACUGUGCAGCAGAAAGAAAUUUCUUGUACUUGUAUGAGAAGCAGGAGCAGUGCAGAGUUCACUGAGAUCCAGAGUCUUCAGUCAUCCCAUGGGAAACACCAGGAGUCUGAAUGGAACAAAGUUCUUCCUCAUAAAAUGUUGGUCACAAAACAAGACCUGCUGCAGUGUGAAACUACAUGUAAGAAAUGUAAUGAGAGGGUAGUCAAGAAAACUGAACUAGAAAUGCAUGUGCAAACUAAAGAGGAAACAUCAUGCAGCUGGCUUAAUCACAGCAACAGUGUAACAUUUCAUGGCAACGACUUAUCUGAUCCAUUAAUUAAAGCAGAGGAAAUGUCAUGCAGCUGGCUUAAUCACAGCAACAGUGUAACAUUUCAUGGCAACAACUUAUCUGAUCCAUUAAGUCAUAGUGGGAAAAUACAGAAGAAUACUUUGGCAACACAUGAGCAGCUAUGUAAUAGUGAGAAAUUAAAUCCAUGUGGCACACAUGACAGUGGUUUUAUAGAGAGAAAAAAAUGGAACAGUAUUGUGGUGCCACAUCAGAAUAUCUGCACUGGGCAGAAACCUUGUAGCUGUACUAAGUGUGACAAGAAUUGUAGAUGCCAAAACACUGUGGCAGCACCGCAGGGUAUCAGUAAUGAGGAGACACCAUAUACAAUUUGUGGCAAGGGUUUUGGACGCAAGAGUCAAUUGGUGAGACAUUCCUAUAUCAACAUUGAUCACAAACCCUAUGAAUGUGCCACAUGUGGCAAGAGUUUCCAUCAAAAAAACAACAUGAUGAAACAUCAGAGGAUCCACACUCAAGAAAAACCCUAUAAAUGUACACUGUGUGACAAGAGCUUUACUUACAAGUCUUCAAUGGUAACUCAUAAGUAUAUCCAUACCGGACAAAAACCAUAUAAAUGCAACAUGUGUGACAAGAACUUCAGACAGAAGAUUCACCUGGUAAAUCAUCAGUCUACGCACAGUGCCCAGAAACUUCAUAAAUGCACUACCUGUGACAAGAGCUUUAGACAGAAAACCACUCUGAUAAGUCAUCAGUACAGCCACGUUGGGGAGAAACCAUUUAAAUGCGAAGUCUUUGGCAAGGGUUUUGCAUUGAGGGAAAACAUGGUAAGACAUCAGAGCAUUCACAAUGAGCAGAAGUUCAGAUCUGGAGAAAUUAUAAAAGAGCAGAAGCCUUACAACUGUACCUGGUGUGACAAAAGUUUUGGAUGCAAAAGUUACUUGGUGAGGCAUGAGCAGAUGGUGAGUCAUCAUGGUAUUCACACUAGGCAAAAACCAUACAGAUGCACAAUAUGUGAUAAGACCUUCAGGUGGGCAUGGGCUGUGAAGAGUCAUCAGAGUGUCCACACUGGGCAGAAACCGUAUACGUGCACCAUCUGUGAUAAAACUUUUAGACUGAAGUCUAACUUGGUAAGCCAUCAGAGUCUGCACACGGGAAAGAAACCCUAUAAAUGUACCUUAUGUGAUAAAACAUUUAGAUUCAAACAUUCAAUGAUUAGCCAUCAGAGUGUCCACACUGGGCAGAAACCGUAUACAUGCACCACAUGUAAUAAGGGUUUUGUCAAGAAGUCAAGUCUAGCAGUGCAUCAGAGUGUCCACACUGGGCAGAAACCCUAUAAAUGCACCAUCUGUGAUAAAACUUUUAGAGUGAAGUGUAAUUUUGUAAACCAUCAGAAUGUGCACAUGGAUCAAAAACCCUAUAAAUGUACCAUGUGUGAUAAAACAUUUAGACACAAAAAUUCAAUGAUUGGUCAUCAGACUGUCCACACUGGGGAGAAACCAUACAGGUGCACCAUAUGUGAUAAGACCUUCACGCAGGCAGGGACUAUGAUGAGGCAUCAGAGUGAACACAUGGGUCAGAAACCCUAUAAAUGCACCGCCUGUGAUAAAACUUUCAACCGGAAAGGUAGCUUGGUAAUCCAUCAGAAAGUACACACUGGGCAAAAAAAUACAAACAAUAAGACUAAGAGGAAAAGUAGAGUGCCAGAAAGCUUUGAAGAUGUCGCUAUUGAGUUUUCAACAGAGGAGUGGAAGAUGCUGACCAAAGAACAGAAAGAGCUGUACAAGGAAGUCAUGGUACAGAACUAUGAAAACAUGAUUUCACUAGGUUAUGACAUCCCAUUGGACCAUCUUUGGUUAAAUAUUAUGAAACAUGAAAUAUCAACUGACACUGGAGGAGGAACAGCGGUGCAGCAGAAAGAAAUUUCUUGUACUUGUAUGAGAAGCAGGAGCAGUGCAAAUUUCACUGAGAUCCAGAGUCUUCAGUCAUCCCAUGGGAAACACCAGGAUUCUGAAUGGAACAAAGUUCUUCCUCAUAAAAUGGUGGUCACAAAACAAGACCUGCUGCAGCAUGGAACCACAUGCAAGAAAUGUAAUGAGAGGGUAGUCAAGAAAACUGAACUAGAAAUGCAUGUGCAAACUAAAGUGGGGGAAACGUCAUGCAGCUGGCUUAAUCACAGCAACAGUAUAACAUUUCAUGGCAACAACUUAUCGGAUCCAUUAAUUAAAGCAGAGGAAAUGUCAUGCAGCUGGUUUAGUCAUGGCAACAGUGUAACAAUUCAUGACAACAAUGUAUCUGAUCCAUUAACUAAAGCAGAGGAAAUACCAUGCAGCUCACUUAAUCACAGCAACAGUGUAACAUUUCAUGACAACAACUUAUCUGAUCCAUUAACUAAAGCAGAGGAAACAUCAUGCAGCUGGCUUAAUCACAGCAACAGUGUAACAUUUAAUGGCAACAACUUAUCUGAUUCAUUAAGUCACAGUGGGAAAAGACAGAAGAAUGCUUUGGAAACACAUGAGCAGCUGUGUAACAGAGAGAAACUAAGUGCGUGUGGCAUGCAUGACAGUGGUUUUAUAGAGAGAAAAAAAUGGAACAGAAUUGUGGUGCCACAUCAAAAUGUCUGCACUGGGCAGAAACUUUGUAGAUGUACUAAGUGUGACAAGAAUUAUAGAUACAAAAGCACUGUGGCAGCACCGCAGGGUAUCAACAACGGGGAGAAACCAUAUAAAUGCACAAUUUGUGGCAAGGGUUUUAGACACAAGAGUCAAUUGGGAAGACAUUCUUAUAUCCACACUAGUCACAAACCCUAUGAAUGUGCCACAUGUGGCAAGAGUUUUAGACAUAAAAGCAGUUUGAUAGUUCAUCAACAUAUCCAUACUGGGCAGAAACUGUAUGAAUGUGCCACAUGUGGCAAGGGUUUCCAUCAAAAAUUCAUCAUGAUGAAUCAUCAGAGGAUCCACACGCAAGAGAAACCCUAUAAAUGUACACUGUGUGACAAGAGCUUUACUUACAAGUCUUCAAUGGUAACUCAUAAGUAUAUCCAUACCGGACAAAAACCAUAUAAAUGCAACAUGUGUGACAAGAACUUCAGACAGAAGAUUCACCUGGUAAAUCAUCAGUUUACCCACAAUACCCAGAAACUUCAUAAAUGUGCUACCUGUGACAAGACCUUUAGAGACAAAACCACUCUGAUAAGUCAUCAGUACAGCCAUGUUGGGGAGAAACCAUUUAAAUGCAAAGUCUGUGGUAAGGGUUUUGCAUGGAAGGAAAACAUGGUAAGACAUCAGAGCAUUCACACUGAGCAGAAGCUCAGACUUGGAGAAAUGAUAAAAGAGCAGAAGCCUUACAACUGUGCCUGGUGUGACAAAAGUUUUGUAUGCAGGAGUCACUUGGUGAGGCAUGAGCAGAUGGUGAGUCACCAUGGUAUUCACACUGGGCAAAAACCGUACAGAUGCACCAUAUGUGAUAAGACCUUCAGGUGGGCAUGGGCUGUGAAGAGGCAUCAGAGUGUCCACACUGGGCAGAAACCAUAUACAUGCACCAUCUGUGAUAAAACUUUUACACUGAAGUCCAACUUGGAAAGCCAUCAGAGUCUGCACACUGGGCAGAAACCCUAUAAAUGUACCAUAUGUGAUAAAACCUUUAUACUCAAACAUUCAAUGAUUAGUCAUCAGAGUGUCCACACUGGGCAGAAACCCUUUAAAUGCACCAUCUGUGAUAAAACAUUUAGACUUAAGUCUGACAUGGUAAACCAUCAGCAUGUGCACAUGGAGCAGAAACCCUAUAAAUGCACCGUCUGUGAUAAAACAUUUAGACUGAAGUCUAACGUGGUAAACCAUCAGCGCGUGCACAUGGAGCAGAAACCCUAUAAAUGUACCAUCUGUGAUAAAACUUUUCCACACAAAAAUUCAAUGAUUAGACAUCAGAGUGUCCAUACUGGGCAGAAACCGUAUAUGUGCACCACAUGUAAUAAGGGUUUUGUCAACAAGUCAAGUCUAGCAGUGCAUCAGAGUGUGCACACAGGGCAGAAACCCUAUAAAUGCACCAUCUGUGAUAAAACUUUUAGAGUAAAUUGUAACUUGGUAAACCAUCAGAGUGUGCACAUGGAGCAGAAACCCUAUAAAUGUACCAUCUGUGAUAAAACAUUUAGACACAAAAUUUCCAUGAUUAGUCAUGAAAGUGUCCACACUGGGCAGAAACCAUACAGAUGCACCAUAUGUGAUAAGACCUUCACGCAGGCAGGGACUAUGAUGAGGCAUCAGAGUGUGCACAGGGGGCAGAAACCCUAUAAAUGCACCAUCUGUGAUAAAACUUUUAGAAGGAAAGAUAGCUUGGUAAACCAUCAGAGUGUGCACACUGGGCAGAAACCUUAUAUGUGCAGCACAUGUAAUAAGAGUUUUGUCUAUAAGUCAAGUCUAGCAGCACAUCAGAGUGUCCACACUGGGCCUUCAGGGUCCUGAUGGAGAGAAAAGUCAGCAAGCAAAGGAGCGUAGUAGUGCUGAAAUUGAAUUCAUCCUCAAGUCUUGGUGAGUACCUUCGUGAA